This is a messenger RNA of Frankliniella occidentalis (western flower thrips), 899 nucleotides long. RefSeq lists its product as uncharacterized. Bases 173 to 808 code for a protein of 211 amino acids. The transcript is spliced from 5 exons. The record is from RefSeq and is a predicted model, not a curated record. NCBI's taxonomy places the organism in Eukaryota, Metazoa, Arthropoda, Insecta, Thysanoptera, Thripidae.
GCAGACGAAAACCACACGGACAGAAGGGUUUCGUUAUUUGUGUGGUCUUCCUAAUUUGAACUCAUAAAUAUAUAACGGGUAACGCUAUCACUUUACUCGUCUUAAACGUAAGUUGUCAGAAGGUAACCGUGAAUUCUUGUCACAAUAUUUGCCUCUUUGCUACCGACACGAAAUGCAAAAAGCAAAGGUAAAAGAUAUACCACAGGGUGCGGUUACGUUUAAUCGAGAAGAAGCAAUUAAUCAUGUUUAUCAUUUAGUUCGCGACCAUGACACUCCAUCUCAUGUAUAUUUACUCAAGUAUGGAGUUGCAUUAAAUGGAAUGUUAGCGGCAUUUAGUGGUAUUUGGUGUUUAAAGUAUUACCGCAGAGCUUUUGGUUUGAGAAAGGAAGUAGCAUUUACUUCUAGCUUGACAUGUGGAUCUCUCCCUGCGAUUACCACGUACACCUAUCAAUAUUUGUUUGUUCUACCACCUAUAUUAUUACAAGAGCCUGGUUGUCCAAUUUGCCUAGAACUUAAAGCUGGAGCUAUUCAAUUCGUUGCAGGUGCAAUAAUACCUGUUUUUAUGGGUCUUGUCACAGCCUCAAUGACUGCAGCAAAACUGGGCUUCAAUGUGCCUCCGCCCACAGCACCUUUGCAACUCUUGAAGCUUGGAAUGCAAAUAGCAAAUCAUCCACAAGGAAGGGGCAAAAUAGCUGCAUUGUCAUUUGUAAGCUUAUUUGGAUCAAUGUGCUUGGUUUAUGGAGAACAGAUGCAAAUGUUAAAUUUUACCAAGCGAUUACAGGCGAGGCAAACGUUUACAGAUGAUUAGCGCAAAGAUUUAGUGUAGUAUUGCCACACUUUAAAUUACAUGUUGUUCUUGUAUUGCCUCUGUUACAAUAAAGAUGUCUUAGGUUAUUAUA